AUGGCAUUUACGAUAUCAAUGAGACAAACUUUUCUUUCAUUACUAGUUAUCUUAAUUCUGGUGGUACAAUCUGAAGGUGGGGGAAUUGCUAUUUACUGGGGCCAGAAUGGAAAUGAAGGAACAUUAGCUGAGACUUGUGCCAGUGGAAACUACCAUAUUGUCAAUUUAGCAUUUCUCUCGACAUUUGGUGGUGGCAGGACCCCAAUGAUCAACCUGGCUGGUCAUUGCGAUCCCUAUAGUAAUGCUUGUGUAGGCUUAAGCGCUGACAUAAAAGCAUGUCAGGCAAAAGGGAUCAAGGUGAUUCUAUCAAUUGGAGGUGGAGUUGUCAGCUACUCCCUUGAUUCCUCUGGAGAUGCCAGACAAGUUGCUACUUACCUGUGGAACAACUUCCUUGGUGGACAUUCAUCGACUCGCCCUCUAGGCGAUGCAGUUCUGGAUGGAAUUGAUUUUGAUAUCGAAGGAGGCUCAAGCGAACAUUGGGAUGAACUUGCUAGGUAUUUGUCACGAUAUAGCAAUCGAGGUAAGAAAGUGUUCCUGACUGCAGCUCCCCAGUGCCCAUUUCCUGAUCAGUGGGUAGGAGGGGCCCUGAAAACAGGCCUAUUUGACUAUGUUUGGGUUCAAUUUUACAACAAUCCACCCUGUCAAUACACUUCUGGGGAAUUGUCCAAUCUUGAGAACUCAUGGAAGCAAUGGACUUCUUCCAUUCAUUCUACCAAGACUUUCUUUGGAUUACCUGCUGCUCCUGAUGCUGCUGGAAGUGGCUUUAUUCCUGUAAAUAAUUUGACAUCACAAGUGCUUCCGGCUAUUAAGGGCUCUACCAAAUAUGGAGGGGUUAUGUUGUGGUCCAAGUAUUAUGAUGAUGAAACUGGUUAUAGUGCUUCUAUCAAAAGCUAUGUCUAG
Molecule: messenger RNA, 900 nt
Organism: Coffea eugenioides
Lineage: Eukaryota; Viridiplantae; Streptophyta; Magnoliopsida; Gentianales; Rubiaceae
Product: acidic endochitinase-like
Exons: 1
Coding region: 1-900 (299 amino acids)
Biological process (GO): carbohydrate metabolic process
Cellular component (GO): extracellular region
Molecular function (GO): chitinase activity
Source: RefSeq, a predicted model, not a curated record